Neltuma alba is the source of this 1233-nucleotide messenger RNA. RefSeq names its product fasciclin-like arabinogalactan protein 11. The record is from RefSeq and is a predicted model, not a curated record. Lineage: Eukaryota; Viridiplantae; Streptophyta; Magnoliopsida; Fabales; Fabaceae. Gene Ontology annotation, cellular component: plasma membrane. The transcript has a single exon. Gene Ontology annotation, biological process: plant-type secondary cell wall biogenesis. Bases 115 to 981 code for a protein of 288 amino acids.
CCACCCUCAAUAAAACCCCCUCUCCUCCUCCUCUCUAACUCACCAAGCACUCACUGCAAUUACAGUCUCAAUCAGUUUCCACAGAGCGCAUAGCCUUCAUUCGACUCAACGACAAUGAAGCAAUCCCUCUCUUGUUUGUCACUGGCUCUUCUAAUUUCCUUCUUGUGUUCCGCGAUCACUCUUGCUCAAUCUCCGGCGGCGGCCCCAGCAAAAUCCGCAGCACCUGCAGCCGCUCCCACAGCGGCAACUCCUGCAGUACCCCAGUCAGCUUCUGUCGACAUCGUCGGAAUCCUAAGGCAGGCCAACGGCUACAAUGUCUUUAUCCGUUUGCUGAAAUCCACCCAAUUGGUAGAUCAAAUCAGUUCACAGCUGGGUACUACAAAAUCAGGCGGCAUCACGAUCUUCGCACCAGACGACGGUGCAUUCUCAGCACUCAAACCUGGGUUCCUCAACAGUCUCGCUGACAAGCAAAAGCUCGAGCUUUUGCAAUUCCACAUCCUGCCUGACUAUAUCUCCACAGCAAACUUCGACACUCUCACCAACCCAGUUCGUACCCUGGCCAGUGCUAACCCAAGCAAAGCACAACUAAACGUGACCAGUUUUGGUGGGAACGUCAACAUUUCUACUGGGGUUGUUAAUACCACAUUGAAUGGAGUCAUCUAUACGGAUAAUCAUCUGAAUAUUUACAGGGUAGGCAAAGUUCUUCUCCCUCAGGACUUCUUUGCGGUUGCUAAGGCACCAGCGCCUGCACCUGCAAAAGCAAAAGCAAAGCCAAAAGCCGAAGCACCCCCAAAAGACACUGUUGAAGCUAGUCCGGUCGCCAAGGCCCCUAAGCCGGAGAAGGAGAAGCCUACCACAGAUUCCACGCAAUCCUCGCAGGUUGUUCCCACUGAAGUGAACUCUGGCGCUAUCAGAAUCGGAUUGUGUGGAGCUCUGGUGUCCACUCUUGGAGUUGCUACCGUUGCAGUCUUGGCCAUAUAAAUUUAAAUAAGACAUUCUAUUGGGUAAUUUAAUGUUGAUCAACACGUGUGAAGGAGUAUGCCAAAGAAGGGAAUGCUGGUGUGUGUUUAAUAGAGUGGAUUAGGAUUUAAUGCUUUGCAUGAGAUCUUCAUGUUUGUCUUUAUUGUCUCUUGAUUCCAUUGAAAAGUUGUAUGCUGUUUUUGGUUCUGAUAAUGCUUUGCUGGCAAAUAUUUUCUUUGAUCCAUUAAAUUUUACAGUGAAUUCGUACUAAAA